Molecule: messenger RNA, 2419 nt
Organism: Phycodurus eques (leafy seadragon)
Lineage: Eukaryota; Metazoa; Chordata; Actinopteri; Syngnathiformes; Syngnathidae
Gene: ptprjb.2
Product: zic family member 2 (odd-paired homolog, Drosophila), a
Exons: 3
Coding region: 83-1519 (478 amino acids)
Biological process (GO): central nervous system development; regulation of transcription by RNA polymerase II
Cellular component (GO): nucleus
Molecular function (GO): RNA polymerase II cis-regulatory region sequence-specific DNA binding; DNA-binding transcription factor activity, RNA polymerase II-specific
Source: RefSeq, a predicted model, not a curated record
UCGCCGACAAGUCCGCGCAGCGCAGCGCAGCGCAGCGCCGCGCCGCCGUCCUCGUCGUUUCCCGAGAGCCAGUUCGACCGCGAUGCUGCUGGACGCGGGCCACCAGUUCCCCGGCCUGGGCUCGUUCGGCCGCCACCACCCGGCGGCCGGCGACAUGCAGGAGCGAGACCUGAGCCUGGCCCAGAACUCCUUCGUGGACUCGGCGGCCCACAUGGGCGCCUUCAAGCUCAACCACGACCUGUCCCCGCCGGGCCAGAGCUCCGCCUUCAGCAGCCAGGGGCCCGGCGGCUACCCGGCGGCGGCGGCGGCGGCGGCGGCCCUGGGCGCGCACGUCACGCCGUACGCGGGCUCCCCGUUCAACUCCACCCGGGACUUCUUGUUCCGCGGCCGCGGCGGCUUCGGCGAGAGCCCGGCGGCGGCGGCGGCCGGGGGCCAGCACGCGCUCUUCGGCCCCGCGGCGGGCGCCCUGCACCCCGCGCACCACCACCACGCGGACGCGCCGCAGGGCCACAUCUUGUUCCCGGGCAUCCACGAGCAGCACGGCCCCCACGCGUCCUCCGCCGCCGGCAACGUGCUCAACGGGCAGAUGCGGCUGGGCUUGGCGGGGGAGGUGUUCGGCCGCUCCGAGCAGUACCACCACCACCACCACCACCAGGUGUCCAGCCCCCGUGCCGACGCGUACUCGGCGGCGCAGCUGCACAACCAGUACGGCUCCGUCAACGUCAACGUGCACGCGGCGGCGGCGGCGGCGGCGGCGCAGGCGCAGGCGCACCACCACCACCAUCACCACCACCACCCGGGCGCCUUCUUCCGCUACAUGCGCCAGCAGUGCAUCAAGCAGGAGCUCAUCUGCAAGUGGCUCGAACCCGAGCAGCUGAGCGAGCCCAAGAAGUGCUGCAACAAGACCUUCAGCACCAUGCACGAGCUGGUCACGCACGUGUCCGUGGAGCACGUCGGCGGGCCCGAGCAGACCAACCACAUCUGCUUCUGGGAGGAGUGCCCGCGCGAGAGCAAGCCCUUCAAGGCCAAGUACAAGCUGGUCAACCACAUCCGCGUGCACACGGGCGAGAAGCCCUUCCCGUGCCCCUUCCCCGGCUGCGGAAAAGUCUUCGCCCGCUCCGAGAACCUCAAGAUCCACAAGCGCACGCACACAGGAGAGAAACCCUUCCAGUGCGAGUUCGAAGGCUGCGACAGGAGAUUCGCCAACAGCAGCGACCGAAAGAAGCACAUGCACGUCCACACCUCGGACAAGCCCUACCUGUGCAAGAUGUGCGACAAGUCCUACACGCACCCCAGCUCCCUACGGAAACACAUGAAGGUGCACGAGUCGUCCCCGCCCGCGUCCGCGUCCGACUCCUCGCCGGCCGCCAGCUCGGGCUACGAGUCGUCCACCCCGCCGGGGCUGGUGUCGCCCGCCACCGAGAGCCAAAGCAACACCACGCUGUCGCCCGCCUCGGUCGUGCACAGCAGCACCGGCCACGGCGGCCUGUCGUCCAAUUUCAGUGAAUGGUACGUGUAGGACGCCCCCCUCCCCUCCCCGCAAACGAAGACACACGCACGCACGCACGCAUUUCACAGCACUGGACCCCCACCCCCCGCCCCCGCCGCCCCUAAAAUGAGAUUGGGACACAAAUUGUUUAUUUCAUGACUUUUUGUUGUCGUUGUGCUUCGUCCACCACAAGAGAGGAAAAGGUGUAAAAUAUUGUAAAUAGUGGCUGACUUUGGUUGUGCUAGAUUUGUCUUUCUCGGUGUCUAGAUGUUUCUUCAACGGUAGCUGUCACUCGAACUGGACUCUUAGCGCACAUAAUCCAAUAACAAUUGUACUCCAUUUUGUGAUCCUGAUCGGGCAAACUGAUUGUACUAUACUGGAAACUUUUAAACGCCUACAAACUGAAAAGCGUGCCAAAGUUGAAUACACGGACACACCACGUUGAUCAUGCCUGUGAAUGUACAUUUUUGUUUCUUUUUUUUUUUUUUUUUUUUUUUUUUUUUUAAAGAAAAAAAAAAGUUGGCCGGGCUGAACUUGUGCCGUUUUUUUUUUUUUCUGCUCUGCAAAUUGUAACAAACAAUUAUGCUAUACGUACGUAUGUGGAAGGACUGUUGAGGAAAAAUGAAACAUUGUGUUGUUUUUCCUGUAACUGUGUGUGUGUGAGUGUAAAUAGCCAACUGCCAUAUUUAUCCAUUUGUAAUUAAAUUAUGGUAUUUACUUACUACAGAUGAAACAGUAUUUAUAAAAAGAAUGUUUCUUUUUGUUUUGAACUAUAAAUAUGUAAAAUUUAAGAGCUUAAAACCCCCCGAGGCAGUUGUUUUUUUCGUCGUGCUUUUUUAUUGUUUUGGGAAAAAAGUUUUAAAGAAGUGUUUUCAUCCUAACUGUGAUAAAACAUUUGACUCCAUCUAAAUAUAAUUAAAAAAAAAAAAG